ACAAUAUCCUUUUUUCUCUUCUCGAGAUAUAUAGUAUAGAAAAACUGAGAUAUUAUUCUCGUUUUGAUAAAUAAAAAAAAACAAUUCCUAUGUCGGAAGCUUUUCCAAGAGCUACAAAUAAACCAGUUUAAGCAUAUUCCCUUUUAUUGCCCCAUUCCUUUUUUCUCUUCAUUUUUUUUCUGAUUAUUUUUCAUUUUCAAGAAUCAUACUGCUACUAUUCUCAGUAGCUUGAAGUGUUUUUUUUCUAGUUUUUGUUUUAAAUACUAAAAAACCUUCACAAAUUUCAUGCACUACUGUUUUAAAUGGAGUUUUAGAGUUAAAAUCAUUCCAAAAAUUACAGAACUAGCACUCAUUAUUAUUACUACUUACCAUAUUAUCUUAAAUCCUUUUCCAUUUCUUCUAUCUUGUUUCCAUUUUUCUUUACAAAAUGCAAAUAUUUCACUCAUAUGAUGCCUUUUUAGUUUUUUUGUAAGAGAUUAGCUCUGUUUUUCAUUGUUUUCUCGCUAGAUUUAUUUACUUCUUCUAAAUUUUUUUCACUUGAAAUGAAAAAAAUGAGAUUGGGCAGUGUUUUCUCAGUAAAGAACUUACUAGUUCUGUCUCUUGCAAUGAAUGUGAGUUUGAUUUUAAGGUCCGUGUUUGAAACUGAAGAAGAUUGGUUUAUUAGGUUCUCUCUAGCCAAUAAAAGACAGCCACCGGCUACACAUUCAACUGAUGAUCUAUCUGUGUCCUCCUCUUCUUCUCCGGCCGACGGUGAUAGAAACAGAGUCAUUAAUCUUGAUCAUGGCGAUCCGACCAUGUAUGAAAGAUUCUGGCAACAAAUGGGAGAUAAGGCGACGAUCGUCAUCCCUGGCUGGCAAUCAGUGAGUUAUUUUUCUGAUACAGGAAACAUUUGCUGGUUUUUGGAGCCUGAAUUUGCCAGACAAAUUGUUAGGGUGCACAAAAUGGUGGGCAAUGCAGUGACCGAGGAUCGAUAUAUUGUAGUGGGGACAGGGUCUACUCAGCUAUAUCAGGCUGUGUUAUAUGCACUUGCUUCCCAAGAUGCACAUGAGCCCAUCAGUGUUGUAACUGCUGCCCCAUACUACUCUUCCUAUCCUGCCAUAACAGAUUGCCUCAAGUCCGGUCUUUACAAGUGGGCAGGCGAUGCCCGAAGCUUCGAAAAAAAGGGACAAUACAUAGAGCUAGUGACGUCCCCUAAUAACCCUGACGGAUUUGUGAGGCAGUCUGUCGUAAACAGAAGCGAGGGGAUAUUGGUGCACGAUCUCGCCUACUAUUGGCCACAAUACACUCCGAUAUCUUCGCCUUCUGAUCAUGACAUUAUGCUGUUUACUGUCUCUAAGAGCACUGGACAUGCCGGAAUGCGCAUAGGUUGGGCUCUUGUCAAAGAUAGAGAAGUGGCUAAAAAGAUGAUAAAGUACAUUGAGCUUAACAGCAUAGGUGUAUCCAAAGACUCGCAGCUUCGGGCAGCUAGAGUUUUGAAAGUUGUUGCCGAUAGCUACGAGUCUCCCAGCGACAGUUCCGAUACUCUUUUUGGGUUUGCCUAUCACAUUAUGGCGGAGAGAUGGCAACUUCUAAGGGCAGCGGUGCAGCAUAGUGGCAUUUUCAGCUUGCCCAAAUUCUCUCCCGGAUUCUGCAAUUACCUCAAAAGAGCCUUCGAGCCUCAACCUGCAUUUGCAUGGUUAAAAUGCGAAGAAUCAAUCGAGGAUUGUGAAAAGUUCCUCCGGUCUAAUGGAAUCUUGACGAGAAGCGGAAAACACUUCGGAGUUGGCCCGCAGUAUGUUAGAAUUAGUUUGUUAGAUCGGGACGAUACUUUUGAAUUAUUCAUAGAUAGAUUGUCCAAUAUUGUUAUUGACAAUGUGAACAGAUGAAGGAGAGAGGUGGCUAGCGGCAACUGCUGUAUAGAAAUCAUAUAUUUUUUAUAUUGGUCAUUUUGGUAACAAA
Mercurialis annua (annual mercury) is the source of this 1938-nucleotide messenger RNA. RefSeq names its product tryptophan aminotransferase-related protein 2. The coding region runs from base 543 to 1865 and encodes 440 amino acids. The transcript has 5 exons. Gene Ontology annotation, molecular function: transaminase activity; carbon-sulfur lyase activity. The record is from RefSeq and is a predicted model, not a curated record. Lineage: Eukaryota; Viridiplantae; Streptophyta; Magnoliopsida; Malpighiales; Euphorbiaceae. Gene Ontology annotation, biological process: amino acid metabolic process.